Molecule: messenger RNA, 771 nt
Organism: Marasmius oreades (fairy-ring Marasmius)
Lineage: Eukaryota; Fungi; Basidiomycota; Agaricomycetes; Agaricales; Marasmiaceae
Exons: 5
Coding region: 61-771 (236 amino acids)
Source: RefSeq, a predicted model, not a curated record
UGAUCCUCUACCGUCCUCCCUUCAUGAGGGGACUCUGUUCCCUAGGCUCAGGAAUAUCUCAUGCCGAAUCCAACGCCAACGGAUAUUUUAGACUCUUUCAAGAAAUCCGGCGAAUAUGAUCGUCUCCGUCGUGAACUCCUCACUCAAUUCCAGAAGAGCGAAGGAAUUGAAACCUUUAAAUCAAAGAUUGAAGAAAAUAUCCGACAGUUGUUGGUAUCCGAUGCGAGACUCAGACUCGAUGUGAUGAGUGGUUCUUUUACACAAAACACACAAAAAUUGUUGGUGGAGCAGGUUGAAAGGUUCCCCACCGUCGAGCGUGCGGUAUCCGACCAUGCCAUGUUCUCCGAUCCAAUUUUCAUAGCAAAUAUUAGGGGUUUUAUUGAGGGUGAGAUCGCUGAGAACAAAGAUGAAAAGAAGGGAACGGGAAAACUGGUCGGUACUAAUCCAAACAAAGACAGUCCUUUGCGACCUGGCGUGAAUCGUCCGUCGUCCCCAACAUAUCUCAAUGAAAACGUUCGUACCGACGCGGACACUAAUCGCACUCAUGGAAAUUCGAACUCGAACCCAACUUCCGAGUCCCCUGAAGAAAUAGGUUCUUCCACAUUGGAACGUUCUCAAAGUAGUUCUCAAAGCGGGGCGCCUCCUCCUCCCCUUCCCUCUGUACAACCGGACAACUCUAAGGCCAAGAUGGAUUCAGAGAUGGAGUGUGUUACUACAAGUGUCCCGGACAUCGCCAUGCAGGAUGGCCCAGGCAGGGAAGGGCAAGAAUAG